Messenger RNA from Microbotryum saponariae, 5274 nucleotides. Lineage: Eukaryota; Fungi; Basidiomycota; Microbotryomycetes; Microbotryales; Microbotryaceae. The record is from the annotation of a GenBank genome assembly.
AUGAGUUGGGGUCACCGCCCUCCGGCGGGGUCGGCCUACGACCCGAGACAGAACGCCUUUUCCGAGAUAUUCUCUCGACCCGGACCAGCGACGAUGGCAUCAUCCGCGGGAUACGGACAGCAGCAGCAGCAACACCACCACCAGCCGGCGUCGUCGGCCUCGCCGGCCUCGGCGUCGAUUGCCUCGUCGUCGUCGUCCCCGUAUUACUAUCCGGCCACGCAUGACGACUUUGGAUCGCCCAUUGCGCCCUCAUCACCGUUCUAUGGAGCCUCGACGCAUGCGUACCCUGCAGCACCUCUGCCGCCGCCCGGCGCCGCCGCCACGCGUCGAUCGAUGGGAGGAGCUGGCUCAGCACCUGCGACUGGCCUCGCAAACCGAUCGAGCGUGAUCAACCCCGUGUAUGCCACUCCGUCGACCUCGGCACUCCCUCCCGCGUCCUCAGUGCCAGUGCGACCGACUCCCCAGUACCCUGGCACCUCUUCCGAGCUGCUGACGGGCUAUUCGCAUGCUCACCCACGUCACCAGCACCCGCACGUCGUUCUCGAUUCAUCGCGGAAUGGGUCGUACUACCAAGGCGCCGGCCCCAACUUCGCGUCAAACGUAGAGUCCCACAAUGGUUGGCUGCAUCGUCCUCAGUCGAUCGCAUCCUUGCACUCCAAUUCCUAUGGAUUGGUCUCCCUCGACACGCGGGGCAGCGCUCCGUCUCCGUCCCCGAGCCUACACGGAUCCAGCGCCAAUUCAAUACGGUCCGGAUACAGCGUGGGGCGUCCUAUCCCUCAGGUAUCUGGACCGCCAACGGCUUCUACGAGUGCCUAUGAUCUCUCGACAGUGCGAAGAAGCCAGCCGUCGUAUGCUCCCCCCGCCGCGGGCCCUCGUCGUCUCUCGUCGGGCCCGUCCGUUUCGGACCACCUCCCGACGGCCACGCCCCUCACACCCCCCGCGGGCUACGGGAACGGGGUAUUCUCAGCUGCCCCCCGUCUACCUGCCAUCGUGCAGGACGACUUUGUCGGGUUCGACGCGUCGAGGGCGUAUGGAGAAGGUGGGGGCCAAACACCCACAGCCGAUCUUCCCGGCUUGGUCAGCAGUGAAGAGCUGGGUGCUGAAGGAAGCCGGUCGAGCAUGUACUACCAGGGCGACCGACAAUCGCCGGUGUCAACUCUCGAUUCUGCCCACACUUACGAUGACGAUGAACCUUUCGGCACGCCGUCCGCUCACCCCUCGAAUUACUGUGAGUCUGCUGCGCUCGCCCGUGAACCAUCUUUUUAGUCCUGUACUGACAAAAUCAAGGCCCUCUUCUCUUGCAGCCACCUACGAAUCUAGCGUAUACAACGGCUCGACUGUAGAAUACUCUCGGCGAAGCUCAGGCGAAAGCGACCGUAUUUCAAUGCACUACGGGCAAGCCUCCGACGGGCGAUCGCCAGGCCCAGCCCAAUUCGGACCCUCGCACAAAGCUCCCGAUCAGCUGUAUCUCGGGACCAAUGAGGCAGCUCAUCACCCUGCUGCCCCCUUGAACCCCCGACGAUCCUCAGAAUCGAUGCGCAUGACGCCCCUUUUGCCCAAGGUAGAUCCCCACCCGGGUAGACCCCGCUCUCUUUCAGGAGAGGCCCCUGGUGUGCGCCGCUCCGAGCCGGCGAACCCGCACACGCGGCCUUCAUCGAUGUUCAGCAUGCAAAGCGCCCAAGACUUUGCUCCAAGGCGGGCUCCUGUGGUCUACCCAGCGCUGUUGUCGAGAGUGGCAGAAGCCUUCAAAGCGCGCAUCACCCUCAGCGAGCGCGUCAAGGACGGUCUCGUCUACCCGGCCACGUUCGAUGGCCGGGACGCGGUAGACAAGAUCGCGUACAUCAUUCGGACGUCCGAUCGCAAUCUGGCCCUCUUGUUGGGACGAGCGCUGGAUGCCCAAAAGUUGUUCCACGACGUCACUUACGACCACCGCUUGCGAGACUCGCCCCUCGAGCUGUACCAAUUCCGCGAACGACUGGCCCUCCCUUUCAUCAAACCCGAUGACCUAGUGUUGCAAUUCGACGGCCAGUCACCCGUAUCGAGGCCGGGCUCGAUCGCCGAAACGACCGCUUCGAACGAAGAGAGCGUGCCAUCUGGCGUCUUCACCUUGCUCACGGACUGUUACUCGCCGACCUGUACCAGAGACCGACUAUGCUACAGUAUAGCUUGCCCGCGACGCCUUGAACAGCAGGCUCGAUUGAACUUGAAGAUCAAGCCAGGCCUCCAGCGCAGCGUGAGCUCGGAGAGUCUCGGGGACCUGAGGGUACGUCAUCCUAUAGCGGACACGAUGGUAACGGCCGGCUGCGGUGACCACUGACCAUUGCACUACGACAUCACCAGGAGCCUGGGUCGCUGUGGAUCCACUCCGUGUCGCAAGAGGUGGCCGAUGCGACGUCCGACACCGAGAAGAAGAGGCAAGAAGCUCUCAAUGAAGUCUUCUACACCGAACGGGACUUUGUGCGAGAUCUCGAGUAUCUGCGAGACGUGAGAGAGCUUUCCCGUCUUCAUCGUGAUGUAUCCGAUUCAGUAACCCCCAAGCCAAAUCACUCAUUCUUGAUGAUCUUCCAUUAUUCAUCCUUACACAGAAAUGGAUAAAGCCGCUGAGAACGCAAAACAUCAUUCCCGAAGGUCGACGAGAAGAAUUCGUCACCCAAGUGUUUUGGAACGUGCUCGAGAUCCACUCUGUUUCUGUGCGGCUGGCCGAGUUGCUCAACAAACGACAGAAGCAAGCCGAGCUUGUGCACCACGUUGGCGACAUCUUUCUCGAGCUGGUACCACACUUUGGGCCGUUCGUCAAGUAUGGGGCGCACCAGCUCUACGGCAAGUACGAGUUCGAGAAGGAGAAGGGUUCCAAUCCUGCGUUUGCCAGAUUCGUCGACGUGAGUGAAUACUCUUGACUCCACGCUCCUGCCCUCCUUUGGUCCGCUUCGGUGCCGACGAAUACGCUUGCAUGAUGUGAUCACAGGAAACGGAGCGUUUGCCCGAAUCUCGCAAGCUCGAGCUGAAUGCGUACCUCACCAAGCCGACGACUCGCCUUGCCCGGUACCCCCUGCUUUUGGAAGCGUGCCUCAAGCACACGCCCGAAGACAAUCCUGACAAGGUCAAUCUCCCCAAAGUCGUCAAGCUGGUACGCGAAUUUUUAGGAAAGGUCAACGUCGAAUCGGGCAAGAGUGAGAACCGAUUCAACUUGGCCCAGUUGGACCAGCAGCUCGUGUUCAAGCACGGGGAAGCCGUCGAUCUUCGCCUACGGGACGAGGAUCGAGAACUCAUCUUCAAGGGGCCUCUCAAGAAACGCGGUGGAACGCAGAGCGACAGCGCCGAACUGCAAGUGUUCCUCUUCGACCACGCCGUUUUGAUGGUGAAACAGAAGAGCAAGAAUGAGCAGUACAAGGUCUACCGCAAGCCCAUCCCACUUGAGCUCCUUGUCGUGGCUCCGAUUGACGAUUCGGCCUCGGGCCGCACUGGCGCUGUGCGACCCAAGUCCUUGAUGGCAAGAGGCACGAGCACAAAAUACCCUUCGCAACCACCACCCGGCGUUGAAAAGAACACCAAACAAGGUUUCGCCAUGACGUUCAUUCAUCUGGGGAGACGAGGGUAUCAGAUCACGGUUUGGGCAGCUUCGUGGGCGGGGCGGAAAAAGUGGCUGGAGAAGAUCGAAGCAAGGCAGAACGAACUCAAAGACCGCAGCCUCGUGUUCGAGACGUUGCCACUGACCUCGGGAUACUUCGUUGGCACGAAUCGACUGAUCUGUGCCGCACCUUUCGGUACGCCUUUGGAUUUGCAUGGUCCUACCUUCUGUUGCAUGCCCGCUUUGCUGACCACGUAGUGUCAUCGCAUGCGCAUGCUGCUCCAACGCAGAAAACGGCAACCGGAUGGUCUAUGGGACAGAUAACGGCGUUUACCUUUCCGAUCUUCGAGACGUGAACAAAGCUCCCCUCAAAGUCAUCUCCGUCCCGAACGUCACUCAGCUCGACGUCUUGGAGGAGCAGGGCAUCCUCAUUGUACUGGCAGGUACGUCACUGCGCUUCGAGACCCAUUCCCCACAAAUUGGACCGCCCCCAAACGGCUGAACCCUUGAUGUCGCGUGCUUCAUAGACAAAGCUGUUCAAACGUUUUUUGUCGAUCACCUCGACCCGGGCGAUGCGAUCGGUGCAGCCAAACGCGCCCGCAAGAUCUCCUCGCAUGCCACUUUCUUCAAGGCCGGGCAGUGCUUGGGACGGACUUUGGUCUGCGUGGUCAAAUCGGGCUCGGUCUCGAGUACGAUCAAGACCCUCGAACCCAUUGACCAGGUCCGGGGCAAGAAACAGCCGGCGCUACGCAAGUUCCUGCAAGGCAGCAACGAGUCUCUGAGGGUCUUCAAGGUGAGACCAUGGAAAGAUGAUCAUCUGUGCAAUCGCCGCGGUGAGUGCUCACAGGCCUCUGUUUUUCGCUGUUCAGGAGUUCUAUAUACCCAACGAGUCAUCAUCGGUCCAUUUCCUCAAGUCAAAGCUCUGCGUUGGCUGCACUAAGGGCUUCGAGAUUGUCGAUCUGGAAACUCUCGAUACGCAGGGUCUGCUCGAUCCCGCGGAUUCUUCCCUGGACUUUGUGCAGAAAAGGGAGAUGGCUCGCCCGAUCGCUAUUUACCGAAUCGACGGGGAGUUCCUGCUUUGCUAUGACGGUGCGUUGACGGAUCGGGAUGCCCCACAACCCCUGAGGCAGGGACUAACUCUCUUUCCUCGGUCUGCAUGGUCGCAAAAGAGUUUGCAUUCUACGUCAACAAAAACGGUUGGCGCGCAAAGUCGAAUUGGAUCAUCCAGUGGGAAGGAUUUCCCACACACUUCGGUAGGUCGCAACCGAAGCCCCGAUGUCACACACUGGAAGCUGACCCACAUGGUCGUGAACGCAAUCACUGUGCCAGCUCUUCACUACCCUUAUGUGCUCGCCUUCGAGCCGACGUUUAUCGAGGUCCGUCACGUCGAGAGCGGUGCACUCAUGCAAAUUAUUCCGGGAAACAACAUACGCUGCCUCUAUGCCGAAACGCCGCCCUCGCUCUCGAGCAACUCAGCCUACUACCCGCCGGUCAAUAAUUCCUUUGGUUAUGGGCGAUACACUGCAACAGGGCCACCAUCUCGGAAUGAGAGUGAGUCCGAUAAGCUGAGCCCCGAGGUCCGCUCACGAGGCGGGCCUGUUUCCUGAUGUCCGAUGUCUUCUUUACUGAACUGAACCGGGUGUCCACUUGCCGCAGUGAUUGUUGCCGAUGGAGACCGUGCCUUCUCGCUUCAGUUCACCGGCUGA